AUGGAGGAUUCUCUGGGUGGCUCAGCCCACAGCAUCCUCAUUGCCAACAUUGCCCCCGAGAGACGUUUCUACCUAGAUACAGUCUCUGCACUGAACUUUGCUGCCAGGUCCAAGGAGGUGAUCAAUCGUCCUUUUACCAACGAGAGUCUGCAGCUUCGUGUCUUGGCACCCAUUAAACUGUCUCAGAAAGAACUGGUAGGCCCAUCAGAGGCAAAGAGAGCCCGAGGCCCUGAGGAAGAGGAGAUUGGGAGUCCUGAGCCCACAGCAGCUCCAGCCUCUGCCUCUCAGAAACUCAGCCCCCUACAGAAGCUGAGCAGCAUGGACCCAGCUGUGCUGGAGCGCCUCCUCAGCUUGGACCGUCUCUUGGGCUCCCAGGGGAGCCAAGGAACCCAUGGGCUGAACACCCCAAGGCGAGAGCGGAUAGUGCUCAUGAAGACCAUGGAAGAGAAGGAUUUGGAGAUUGAGAGGCUGAAGAUGAAGCAAAAAGAACUGGAAGCCAAGGUUUUGGCCCAGGAGGCUGUAGACCCAAAGGAUAAAGAAAACUCCUCUCCUGCAGUGCUCCGACCGCUUGCGCGCCGCACAGUCACAGCAGCUAAGCCCCUCAAAAAGGCUGUGGUGAUGCCCCUGCAACUGAUUCAGGAGCAGGCGGCAUCCCCAAAUGCUGAGAUCCAUAUCUUGAAGAAGAAAGGCCGGAAGAGAAAGGUGAGAUUAGCUGGAGGCUUCGGCUACACUUAG
Molecule: messenger RNA, 735 nt
Organism: Puma concolor (puma)
Lineage: Eukaryota; Metazoa; Chordata; Mammalia; Carnivora; Felidae
Source: RefSeq, a predicted model, not a curated record